Ostertagia ostertagi is the source of this 471-nucleotide messenger RNA. NCBI's taxonomy places the organism in Eukaryota, Metazoa, Nematoda, Chromadorea, Rhabditida, Trichostrongylidae. The record is from the annotation of a GenBank genome assembly.
AUGGCCGAGAAUGACUCCCCAAAGUUGAAUAUUACCAGUAUACCUAACAUCGAGACCCAUCAAUGUAAUACCGGAGAAGGUCCGCUCCAAAGUUAUCGCACCAGUGUACGGUUGAAAGCGUCGAAUAGUCCGUUGAAUUUCAAGAAUGCUUCCGAUUGUGUGGACCCAAGUCAAGAAGUCAAUACUUUCGUCGAUAAUCUCCUUAACGCCCCGCGAUCUCCAAUUCGAGAAGAAAUGCCUUUCAACUUUGAUUGCAAUACUGAUAACGAUGGGUUUGACCCCACAGCAGCGCUUAAUAUCAGCGCGCACAGCAAUGGUGCCGGUGGAGACUUUGCCUUUGAUUUCGGCAGUACACCAAAUGGGGGUGAAGAAGGCGAUGAUGGCGGAUUUCAGUUUAAUUUCGGUGGAAGUCCUGACAAUAAUGACAGUAACGGAAAAGCUGGCGGAAGUUUCAACUUGUUUGGUUUUUAA